AUGUUUCAACGCACGCUUCCAUCGCUUUUUGCGGCAACGCCCGCUUCCUGGAUGAAGGUUAUGGUGGGGGUGAAGCGCGUGGUGGACUACACGGUCAGGGUGCGUGUCAAAGGCAACAGGAUCCAAAGUGAGGGACUCAAGAUGAGCGUGAACCCGUUUGAUGAGAUUGCCAUUGAAGAGGCCAUUCAACUGAAGGAAAAAAAACUUGUGGGUGAGGUAAUUGCGGUGACGGUGGGGAAUAAAAAAGCGGAAGAGGUCCUCCGCACGGCAAUGGCCCUUGGAUGUGACAAGGCUAUUCAUAUUGUCACUCCCGAGGGCGAGGCUGAGGGACUGGAGCCGUUAGCGGUGGCAAAGAUAUUUCAGAAACUCCACGAGGAGAUAAAACCGGAUUUGUGGAUUUUGGGGAAGCAGGCGGUGGACAGCGACUUUGGAACCACACCGCAGCUCCUGGCAGGACUUCUUGACAUACCGCAGGGAACCUUCGCCUCGAAGGUUGAGGUCAGUGAUGGAAAGGUGAGGGUGACGCGCGAGAUUGACACCGGCCAUCAGAUUGUUGAGUUGCACCUGCCUUGCGUUAUCGCUGCGGAUCUCCGUCUCAAUACACCUCGCUUCCCAAAACUUCCCAACAUUAUGAAGGCGCGGAAAAAGCUCAUUGACUCUCGCGAUGUAUCCUCUUUAGGUGUGGACAUCAGGCCGCGGUUGGUGAGGGAGGCGGUAAUGGAACCACCCCCGCGAAAGGCGGGUGUUAAAGUAAAAUCCGUGGAGGAACUGUAUGACAAGCUGCACAAUGAGGCCAAAGUAAUUUAG
Messenger RNA from Trypanosoma rangeli, 807 nucleotides. RefSeq names its product electron transfer flavoprotein. Bases 1 to 807 code for a protein of 268 amino acids. NCBI's taxonomy places the organism in Eukaryota, Euglenozoa, Kinetoplastea, Trypanosomatida, Trypanosomatidae. Gene Ontology annotation, molecular function: electron transfer activity. The transcript has a single exon. The record is from RefSeq and is a predicted model, not a curated record. Gene Ontology annotation, cellular component: cytosol.